Messenger RNA from Pogonomyrmex barbatus (red harvester ant), 2239 nucleotides. RefSeq lists its product as uncharacterized. The record is from RefSeq and is a predicted model, not a curated record. Lineage: Eukaryota; Metazoa; Arthropoda; Insecta; Hymenoptera; Formicidae.
UUACUAUCUAAUCGAGCCUUGAACAUUGCCGACGAUGCAACCUUUUUGUGGGUAAAAUAUGUGCGAAAAUCGGAUGCGAUGUGUAAAGUGUUUGUGAGACCCUUGGAUUAAAGCGCACCCCGACUGGAUUGGAUUGUUUGAUUAAAAGAGAAAAUCAUCUUGAGGGUUAUUCUUCGUUUGCACGAUUAACAAAUCACCAUGGCGAGACAACAGACCGUGGACCGAAACAUCCCUCAUCUGCGGGACAUUUUCGGCUUCGGCAGCAAAUGGGAGACCCGCGGCCAAGCCGAGGAGAAGGCGCCCGGCCAUGACAGUGCCGUGUCGAUAGGCUCCACGUCGGGCGAGGAGGAGAGCCCGAAAAACAGUAAAAAGAAGAAGUCACGUCGCCGCGACAACAGCAAGACGCUGACGGAGAGCGACGUGAAGCAUCUGGAACGACAUCUUUCCAUGAAAAAAACUAUACGUAAGAAGAUCAUGCGCGAUCUGCAACAAGCUUUCGUCGAGGACCCGAACGAGUUCCGCGUGGACGAUAUACCGCCAGAACAGCUCAAGGCAGAAAUCAAUAUCCAGAGUUUGAGUUUCGGCACGCCGUCCCAGAAGCAGGGACGCACGCGUGGCAAUGCUGAGAGCACGUUCCUCGACAUGCUGCGCGGUGGUAGUUUAGAAAAAAAUGGGACGGAUGGUGAUAGGGAUUCAGGACAUGGUGGAUCACCGAUCAGAGAAGCGUCCAGCGCCCAAGAUACAGACGACGAGUCCAGCUACGCGUACGAAGCGCCCACCGCGACGCCCACGAAGAAGAGUGGUAACUUCUGGAGACGCUUCACCAUGAAGAAUCGCAAUAAACGAUAAAUCCACGGAAGGAACUCCAGCGUGAAGAAAAAAAUACCGAUACUUUAUGUUCUCCGUCAUCUCAAUAAUUUUUACCAGCGUCAUUAACGAGGCAGAGCUUGUAACUGUGAUAUACAUAAAAACCAAUUCAUCUUCACCUCUUCCUCUCCCCCGAGACGAUUAAUCCGUCGAAUUUUAAGAGGUUCCCGAAAUUCGAUCCGCGCGCAAAAUCGAGGACCAAGAGAUCAAAUGUACAAAUUUCGGACCAGCAUUUUUAUCGUUUGCUAUCACGACAUAUCAAAGACAUUAUUUACCUUGAAAGGUAAACUACGUAUCUUUCUUCAAUUAAUCAAAUAAGGAAAAUGUGAAUAAAAAAAGAACAUAAUUCGAUUCAUAAAAUCGCGUGAUAUACUUUUUAUUUCAAGAGAGGAAAAUCUUAAUACUUUGCAGUCAAAACUCUCGAUUCUGUAACGCUGCUAGACAUUUAUACUAGCAAUAGUAUUGAAACAAAGAAAUAAUAAUUUUAGCUGCAUUUUUCAUAUUUAAAACAAAAUGAGUAUAUCUACAUUUUAAAAAAGAAAAGAAAAAGAGGAAAGUAGGACGAGUAGGUCUAUUUAGAUAUCAUUUGAACAAUUCCUUGUUGUACAUAUAUUCUUUCGAAAUAUAGGAGGAACUUCUUAAAACUUCUCGACUUGGAAUGUAACCAUUGAUGUGUCCAGUAACUCCCAUCUUUUGACACGUACUUAAACGAAACGUAAAAAAUAAGAACGGAAGUAGCGAAACACGAAUACAUGCAUAGUAUUUAAGGAUAGUUAGUUUAAUUUCUUUUAACAUAAGAAUACAAAGCAGAGACAGUUGUGGGUGAUCUAUAAUAAGCAAAAAAGAGAUGCGCACGUUGUCCGAUUAUUAGCUAGUCAACGACGCUAAGACGUAGACCCAGAUUAAUCUUUUUAUUGGCAAAAAUCGAAUUUGAUAUCACUGUUUUGUAACGAAUUUGAAAGUAAAAUAUUUUUUAACCAGUUCUUACUAUUGUAAGUUGAGAAAAUUCACAAUCUCAAGAUUAUUAAGAAACAUGCACGAAUAAGGAACUUACCGGAUUACGUCGUUUAAGAGUGAUGCAUUGCAUUAUUCGUUAUGCACUUUAACUUAAGCUAUGUUGAUGUUUAACGAAAUCCUGUUGUUCCUACCGUUUUUCGAAGUAUCUCGCUAGUAUUAUAAACAUUGUCGAUCGCGCCGUCGAAAACGAUUCACAUAUUCUCAUCUAAUCUCCACUUUCUACUAUGGUAAUAAUAAUAGUUAUUAUUAUUAUUCCUUUUAAUACUAAAUGCAACGCUAUAUAUUAGCUUUAAAUGUAUCAUACUCGAAAUCCAUGUAAGGGCAGUAAUAUACUCGAAUAAAAGUUUUAUUUGGA